Molecule: messenger RNA, 1116 nt
Organism: Hipposideros armiger (great roundleaf bat)
Lineage: Eukaryota; Metazoa; Chordata; Mammalia; Chiroptera; Hipposideridae
Gene: LGALS4
Product: galectin 4
Exons: 10
Coding region: 79-1053 (324 amino acids)
Molecular function (GO): carbohydrate binding
Source: RefSeq, a predicted model, not a curated record
UAAGAGCAAGCCAUCUGUCACCAUUCCCCACUCCUGCAGCUCUUCUCACAGGAUCAGCCACCAGCCCAGCCUCUCAAGAUGACCUAUGUUCCUGCACCGGGCUACCAGCCCACCUACAACCCGACUCUGCCCUACAACAAGCCCAUCCCUGGUGGUCUCAGCGUGGGAAUGUCCAUUUACAUCCAAGGAGUGGCAAGUGAGCACAUGAAGAGGUUCUCCGUGAACUUCAUGGUGGGACAGGGCUCCGGGUCCGACAUUGCCUUCCACUUCAAUCCCCGGUUUGAUGGCUGGGACAAGGUGGUCUUCAAUGCGCAGCAGGGAGGCCAGUGGGGCAAGGAGGAGAAGAUAAGGAGCAUGCCCUUCCACAAGGGUACCCCCUUCGAGCUGGUAUUCAUGGUCAUGGCGGAACACUACAAGGUGGUGGUAAAUGGAAAUCCAUUCUAUGAGUUUGGGCACCGGAUCCCCCUGCAGAUGGUCACCCACCUGCAAGUGGAUGGGGACUUGGAGCUUCAAUCAAUCAACUUCAUCGGAGGCCAGCCUGCCCCAAGCCACACACCCAUGGUUACUCCGGCGUACCCAGGUCCCGGAGGGUCCUACCAACCACCGCUGAGUAGCCUGCCGACCAUGGAGGGACCUCCAACCUUCAACCCGCCUGUGCCAUUUGUGGGGAGACUGCAAGGAGGCCUCACAGCCCGAAAAACCAUCAUAAUCAAGGGCUAUGUACCCCCCACAGGCAAGAGUUUUACCAUCAACUUCAAGGUGGGAUCCACAGGAGACCUGGCUCUGCACAUUAAUCCCCGCAUGGACGAAGGUGCCGUGGUUCGGAACAGCUGCCUGAAUGGCUCAUGGGGAUCUGAGGAUAGGAAGCUCUCCUACAACCCCUUUGGUUGUGGCCAGUUCUUUGAUCUGUCCGUUCGCUGUGGCUUGGAUCGCUUUAAGGUUUUCGCCAAUGGCCAGCACCUCUUCGACUUCUCCCAUCGCCUUUCGUCCUUCCAGAAGGUAGACAUGCUGGAGAUCCAGGGUGAUGUCACCUUGUCCUACGUCCAGAUUUGAUCUGUUCCUGGAACCACAGCCCCUGGCAACACAGAAAGAAAGAUUCCAUAAGACUCCCUUCUA